CCCAGCUAGAGGCUUGCACCUGCCCAGAGAGUCAAGGCAGAGAUGCUCCGGUGGGAUUCGGGGAAGUGGUCGCAUAGAUGACUUCAGCCUGCAUGAACUAAGCUUAUAGUUUGAACAGGUUACAAUGGGGGGUUAGGAGCACUCUCCGCGUGGUGGAACCAUGAGCCAAGUGUCCCUGCAGCCUACCCCGGGCCUGGAAACCGAGUCCUGCUCGAGAGCACUGUCCCAGGCCCAAGUAUAUCUGGAGCAUAUUCGGAACCACAUGUCUCCUGAGAGCCCUGAUGUUCAUGGGAUGGGCAAGCGUGAUUACCUGGUGGAUGCGGCCAAACAGAUCCACCUAGCGCUUGAGCGGGAUGUGAGCGAGGACUAUGAGGCAGCUUUUAACCACUAUAAAAAUGGGGUCGACGUGUUGCUCAAUGGAGUACAAGUUGAUCCCAAUAAAGAGCGGCGGGAGGCAGUGAAAAGGAAGAUCACUAAGUACCUGAGGAGGGCAGAGGAGAUCUUCAACUGUCACCUGCAGAGGACACUGGGGAGUGGGGCCAGCCCUGGCACGGGCUUCAGCAGCCUGAGGCUCCGGCCCAUUCGCACCUUGAGCUCGGCAGUGGAGAACCUGAGGUGUUGUAAAGUAGUGGGGGUCAUCGAAAAGGUUCAGCUGGUCCAGGACCCUGCCACUGGGGGCACCUUUGUAGUUAAGAGCCUUCCCAAGUGCCAUGUAGAGACGUGGGACCGUCCAACCAUCAUCCCUAAUGGCGUCCCCUACAUGACCAAGCUUCUUCGCUACUCUGUGAGUGAGGACUCCAUCUUCUUACACUUGGAGCAUGUGCAGGGGGGAACCCUCUGGUCCCAUCUCCUCUCUCAGCCUAGACCCCAGGGGCCAGAGGCCUCCAGCAACUUAACCCAGAGAAAGCCAGGCUCUACCAAGGAUGAUCACCCAGAGAAGGGGAAAGCUGGCCCUGGUCCCCCUGAUACUGGCCUCCACCUCCUGCCCCCGGUUCUGCUUCCCCAGAACCACAACCAACAGCUCAGCAUUGCGGCUGAGGCAUCGCCCCAGCCCUCCAACAUUUCAUCCCGACCUCAAGGCCGGGUUCCUGACCAUCAGAAAGGGUUGAAGGAUUUGAAGGCCACACAGGCUCCUGACCGGAACCCUGGAGGCAAGUCAUGCAGUCCAUCCAGGGAAAUCCAAGUGUUCAGGUCCCAUGGAGUAUCGGCCUGUGAAGAUGCUUUUGGAAGACACCAAAUCAGGACAAAUGCUCCUUCCCCUGAAUGGGACCCUGUGGCCUCAGAAGACCUCAGCUCACCUUCUGGCCUAGCUCCAAAGGCCCUUAGAAGGGAUGAGACAAUGACCAGCAGCCUAGGUCGUGGCAACAGUCGGUCCCAUCUCCAAGCCAGGCGGAGUACUAGGUGGAGUACCAACAGGGGGCCUCUAGGAGGUCUCUCCUGGAUCCGGGAGGGGGCAGGCCGGGUACUAGAGGGCUACGGUCAUGGGAGUGACCAGUGCAAAGAGCUCCCAGGUCAGGACUGUCCACAUGCUAACCGGGCCUGUCCAGGACACAGGGGAGGAGCCUGGUGUGUGAAGGAAGAACAGGUCAAGCAAUGGGCAGCGGAGACCCUGGUGGCCCUUGAGGGUCUACAUCAGCAGGGCGUGCUAUGCCGGGACCUCAACCCCAGGAACUUGCUUCUGGAUACCACUGGUCACAUCCGUCUCACCUACUUUGGCCAGUGGACUGAGGUGGAGCCCCGGUGCUGCAAUGAAGCCCUGGAAAACCUGUACAGUGCCCCAGAGGUGGGAGGGAUUUCUGAGCUGACAGAAGCCUGCGAUUGGUGGAGCUUUGGGUCUCUGCUGUAUGAGCUUCUAACUGGAAUGUCGCUGUCCCAGAACCACCCCUCAGGAAUCCAUGUGCACACCAGGCUCCACCUGCCUGAGUGGCUUAGUCGACCGGCUACUUCCCUGCUCACUGAGCUGUUACAGUUUGAUCCCUGCCGGCGCCUUGGUGCUGGAGGAGGAGGUGUCAACAAGCUCAAAUCCCACCCAUUUUUUAGCACCAUCCAGUGGAACAAGCUGGUGGGAUAGUCAAAAAGAUCCUUCUGGGAAGACCCAAGGUCUGCUUUCUGGGCUGGCUGAGUCUGCAGGAGCACUCUAGACCAAUGGGUCCAAGGCCCCAGCCUGAAACCCUGUGGUGUCAGACUGAGUCCUCAUGCCACCAAGUAUUCAACCAUUUGGUGGUAGAGAUGAAUCCUGAACCCUGCAUCCUGAUGGGGGGGCGGGGCAACCACAGGCUUAGGUCUCUCUUCAAGGCCUUUGACUUCCCCUCCCCUGUGGUGUUUUAUUUUGUUUUUUUUUUUCACUUAAGGCCUUGGAAGUAUACUCCGAGGUGGAUCAUUUCCCAAUUCUUCCUCCUGUCCCUAAAUGAACCCAGGCAUGAUAAGAGGACCCACAGGGAACUUUGAAGUCGGAAAAAUAUUGGUACUAGUCUAACCUCUGCCCCUUCCUGGCUGUGUAACCUCUCUUGAGCCUCAGUUUCCUCAUCUGUAAUACAGAAAUAAUAUCUGCCUUGCCUACCUCAUAGGGUUAUCAUGAGGCUCGAUGGAGAUUUGUGCAAAAGUGUUUUGUAAUUUGUACAUGGUCACAUAAACAUAAGGGGUCAUGUUAACACACAAGGUGAUUGUGUUUCCAAUUAGCCAAAGCAAAGGGAGGGGCAAUGGGGACUGGGGUGUCGUAAGGGAUUCUCAGGUCAAACUUCAUAGACCUAGAGGGUGCCUUUCUCUGGGGUUAGAUAGCUUUGUGCCCUGGCGCUCUGCAGAGCUGGUGAGAGACCAGGCCGCAAUCUUCAGCUGAGAUGGACUAACUCACCACAUGUGCAUCCAAAUUUCACAGGAGGUGGAUAGGGAAGCUUGAAGGUAUACCCAUCCCACCUCAGGAAUUUCUUGUGCCCUGAGGCAUUUACCCACUGGGACAGGUGGUUGUGAGACAGGGCCAUCCUAGCCAAACCAAAAGCUCUGAUCGUGUUAACCAUAACUACAACUCACUGGUCAGGGUUUUCCCAAAGUAGGCAGUGAUGGCUGAUGGGAAAAUGAGUCUACGAAUGAAAAAGAAGGCCUAGAAUAAUGCUUUUCCCUUCCAUUAUACCCUCCCGAUGGUGGCCCCCAGCAUCUUGGGUCAGGUUUGGCAGUCCCAGGACACAAAGGAGAGGGGAAGAGAUGGGAGGUCAGAGAAAGGGUUGGGGAUGUGCCAGAAGGCCUUACACUCCUGUGAAAAUAUGGAACAAAAGGUGCCGAGAGCCCUGGGCCAGUAACCCUCUCCCUCCCCAGGCACUGGGUCUCCACCCACCCAAGGAAGAGGAAGAGGAGGGAAGGGAAGAAGGAAGAGCAGCCUGGUUAAGUGCCCUCAAGUCCAGGACUCAUUUCUUUGGGGGGACAGAAGUUUGUUUUCCUGAUUCAUAUCAGUUUUCCAAACAACAGGCACUCCCCAGAGGAGGUAGCCUAGUUUGGGGGCAGGUAGUUGCUGAACUUGGGUUCAAAUUUUGGCCUUCAGUUUCCUCCUCUAGGAAAAUGAAGAGCUCUAAGUCUCUGAGCUGGUUAUUUGUCCUUCCCAUGUGAUUCUGCAUCCUGGUCUUGAGGAUCAAACUGAUUUAAACCUGUUGUUUUAGUUGAGGAGAGGGUGGGAGUCGGGGUCUCUGAGGGCUAGGGAUGGAGGGAGAGGACCUCAAACAGAACCCCAACCCCAACCAUAGCACAUCUCUUCUGCCCCAAGGGCCCUGGUCUGGACACCUCUGUCUGUACUUUAUUCCUGGUGUGGUGUGACCAGUCAGCGUCUGUCCAUGCGUAACACUCAGCAGUUACCUAGAAUAUUACCCAGGCAGUCUCCAGGGCACGGGACAUAGGACAGCUUGGCCUAAGCGUGAUUGUGGCCCACCCCAUCCCCUCCCCCCAAAUAAAACUUGUACU
Messenger RNA from Dromiciops gliroides (monito del monte), 3945 nucleotides. It is a transcript of the gene RPS6KL1, whose product is annotated as ribosomal protein S6 kinase like 1. Gene Ontology annotation, biological process: protein phosphorylation. Gene Ontology annotation, molecular function: ATP binding; protein kinase activity. Bases 161 to 2071 code for a protein of 636 amino acids. Lineage: Eukaryota; Metazoa; Chordata; Mammalia; Microbiotheria; Microbiotheriidae. The record is from RefSeq and is a predicted model, not a curated record. The transcript has 11 exons.